AAACAUGGUACAUCAUAUCGUCAGACUGAAUCUUUGGAUAGAUUAAAUGUUAAUCAUAUACAUACAAUUUUAUAUAAACAAGAUAUUUUAAAUCAACAUGAAUUUCAUCGUAUUGUGGACCUAUUAAAAAUUCAAUAUGCUAUUGAAGAAUAUCUUUUCUGUUUUAUUCGUUCCUUGGGCAAGGUUGAAGUUAAAA
Racocetra persica is the source of this 196-nucleotide messenger RNA. Lineage: Eukaryota; Fungi; Glomeromycota; Glomeromycetes; Diversisporales; Gigasporaceae. The record is from the annotation of a GenBank genome assembly.